Messenger RNA from Engraulis encrasicolus (European anchovy), 5031 nucleotides. It is a transcript of the gene arhgef7a, whose product is annotated as Rho guanine nucleotide exchange factor (GEF) 7a. Gene Ontology annotation, cellular component: lamellipodium; cytoplasm. Gene Ontology annotation, molecular function: protein binding; guanyl-nucleotide exchange factor activity. The coding region runs from base 126 to 2465 and encodes 779 amino acids. The record is from RefSeq and is a predicted model, not a curated record. The transcript is spliced from 19 exons. Gene Ontology annotation, biological process: lamellipodium assembly; intracellular signal transduction. NCBI's taxonomy places the organism in Eukaryota, Metazoa, Chordata, Actinopteri, Clupeiformes, Engraulidae.
CCCAGAGAAGAGAUGGUUUUUAUUUUGACGAACCGUUGAUAUACGUUAGAGGCAGGCUACGGCUCUUUCUCUCCCCCUAUUAGCGACGCACCGCUGGUUGAGGCUUCUCAUCGUUCAGUGUGGCCAUGAAUCCGGCUGAACAGACGGUGACAUGGCUCAUCACCCUGGGCGUGCUGGAGUCGCCGAAAAAGACCAUCUCGGACCCCGAAGCUUUUUUGCAGACGUCUUUAAAAGAUGGGGUGGUUUUGUGCAGGCUGCUGGAACGACUACGUCCCGGCACCACAGAGAAAGUUUACCAGGAGCCCAAGAACGACAGCGAGUACUUGAACAACAUCAAGGAGUUUCUCAAAGGCUGUGCCGCGUUUCGUGUUGAGCCCUUUGAGCCCAGUGAUUUGCUGCUGGGCCAGAACCUAACUAAGGUCCUGAGCACCCUGGUGUCUCUGAACAAAGUCACUGCAGACAUCAGUGUGGGUGGUGACACGGUUGGCUCUCGUCUGUCCUCCACGGCACGGAUCAAGUCCUUUGAGUCUCUGUCCUCCCAGUCGUCCCUGUCAAGAUCCUCCAAGCUUCACAACCAGUUCAGGAGCCUGGACAUGACUGAGAACAGCAAUGCCCAGCUGGUGGUGAAGGCUCGCUUCAACUUCCAGCAGACCAAUGAGGACGAGUUGUCCUUCAACAAGGGCGAUGUCAUCCACGUCACACGCACCGAUGACGGAGGCUGGUGGGAGGGCAGCCUCAACGGCAAGUGCGGCUGGUUCCCUAGCAACUAUGUGCGCGAGAUCAAAGAUAAACCCAUCUCCCCCAAAUCGGGGACAAUGAAGAGCCCUCCCAAAGGCUUCGACACCACUGCCAUCAGCAAGACAUACUACAACCUGGUGCUUCAGAACAUUCUAGAGACAGAGACGGAAUAUUCCAAAGACCUGCAGAACCUCCUGUCCAAUUACCUGCGCUCGCUCCAGAACACUGACAAGUUGAGUAGUUCUGAUGUGGCCAUCAUCUUGGGUAAUCUGGAGGAGAUCAGCACAUUUCAGCAGACACUAGUGCAGUCCCUGGAGGACAUCACCAGAACCCCAGAGUCACAGCAGAGGGUAGGGGGCUUCUUCAUGAAGCUCAUCCCCCAGAUGAAGGCUCUCUACGUCAGCUACUGCUCCAACCACCCCUCCACCGUCAACGUGCUCAUGGAACACAGUGAGGAGCUGGGUGAGUUUAUGGAGAGUAAGGGCUCCAGUAGUCCAGGCAUCCUGACCCUGACCACCGGCCUCAGUAAGCCUUUCAUGAGGCUGGACAAGUACCCUACCCUGCUGCAGGAGCUGGACAGACACAUGGAGGAGGGCCAUCCUGAUAGGCCGGAUAUCCAGAAGUGCAUGACUACGUUUAAAAGCCUCUCAUCGCAGUGCCAGGAGGUGCGUAAGCGUAAGGAGCUGGAGCUGCAGAUCCUGACGGAGAGCAUCCGGCUGUGGGAGGGAGAGGACAUCCACACACUGGGCAACGUGCUCUACCUCAGCCAGGGCAUGGUGCAGAGUCCUGGAACAGAGGAGAAGCAUGAGCGCUACCUCCUGCUGUUCCCUCAUGUGUUGCUCAUCCUGUCCGCCAGCCCGAGAAUGAGCGGCUUCAUAUACCAGGGGAAGCUGCCAUUGACGGGAAUGAUGGUGACCAAACUAGAGGAGACGGAGAGCCACAAGAAUGCCUUUGAGCUGUCUGGGAGCAUGUUUGAGCGUAUCCGGGUGAUGUGCUUCACGCAGCAGGACCAGCAGGACUGGCUGGAUCACCUGACACGCCAGACCAAACACACGGCCAUGACCACACCCAGCCUCAAGCCCCUCACCGUCCCCUGCCACACGCUGCCCUCCCACCCCUUGACUCCGUCGCGGCAGUCGGAGAGCCGCAGUCUGACAGUGGGGCCAGCCUACCACACGCUGCCGCACCCCUCGUCGCACGGCGCGCCCCACAGCACCAUGAUGUGGGGGCCCCUGGAGCCCCCCAAGACCCAGAAGCCCUGGAGCCUCAGCUGCCUGCGGCCCGCUCCCCCACUACGACCCUCCGCCGCACUCUGCUACAAGGAGCAGGACCUCAGUAAAAGCCCUAAGAGCAUGAAGAAGCUACUGCCCAAACGCAAGCCGGAGAGGAAGCCGUCAGAAGAGGAGUUUGCCCUGCGCAAGAGUACGGCAGCUCUUGAGGAGGAUGCUCAGAUCCUGAAGGUGAUCGAGGCCUACUGCACGAGCGCCAAGACCAGGCAGACCCUCAACUCAACGUGGCAGGGCACGGACCUGAUGCACAACCACGUGCUGGACCAGUCGUCCAGUGUGGACCCUCUGGGCCGCCGCAGCAGUGUGUCGCGGCCGGAGGGCAGCUCGGACCUCUCCGAGGACUCGGACUAUGACAGUAUAUGGACGGCCCACAGUUACCGGACAGGGCCCAUGAGCACCCGUAAGAGCUGCAGCUCCUACAUCUCCCACCAGAACUAAAUGACAAACAAACAUACAAACAAAUGAAUAAACAAGAAACCAAACGGCGACCUCGGCACUCGUCCUCCCUCCCCCUCUCCUCUCUUCUCCUCUCCUCUCCACCUUCACGACACUUCACCUUGCCUCCUCCUCCUCCUCCUCCUCCUCGGUAUGUUCAUUGUUAUGCCAGUACCUUUUUCUUUGAGUUGAGGAUUUUAUUUGAUUUAAUUUGAUUUUUAAAUGUAUUUUUUCUUUUUUUUUAACUUUUAUUUAAUGAAUGUCGUUAAUCCAUGUCUUAUUUAUUCAUCUUUGUGUUUUUUUUUAUUUAUUUAUUUAAUUAUUUUUGUACACAAAUUAACCAGGUAAAUUUCAUUAAGUUAAGUCUUUUUGGUACGUUUGUUUUGUUGCAGCCCUUGUCCCCAACGAAUGUGGAAAUAUUUAUUAUUUAUUUGCUUAUUUAUUUAUUCUUUUUUGUUUGUUUUGAGUGUAUGCACUUUUCUGCAAUGCCCCCUGCCCCCUUCUAUUUCCCACCCCUUAUUUUUUUAUGGAUUGAUUGACCACCCACCCCUUCUAUCCUUUUGAUCAAGCCCUCCCUCAUUCACAGAGCUUUUAUUUUGCACGGGAAUGCCUACCCACCAAUACCCCACUGCUCGCGACACUCAAGCCCAUUUAAAAUAAAACACCCCCACACCCCCUCUACCCUAAUGGUACAACCCUUAUCAAAAUGGCCAAUGGAUGUGUGUUGUUGCCUUCGGCCCCAUUGUCCCUGUGUUGCAUUACUGAAAGCAUACCUGGCCAAAGCAGAGACCUUUUAUGACAGAGAUGCUUCCUCCUCUGUCUCUCGUUAUGGAGGGGGUGUAGGAUGAGAUCUCUUAUUUCAGAUCCUCACAGUAGCUGCAUAUUCAUACCAGGACAAUAGAAGGACAACAUUGUUGUAACUUAAAAUAUAGAUAUAUUUGGGACCAUCUGGGGUAUAGCAGGCUAUUCCAGAGCACUUAGCCUUCUUUGGGUAUGUUAACUCGGCAGCAUGAGGUAAGUCUCCUAAAAGAGGAGCCAUGGCUUGAUGUUGAUAGCAGGAUGAAUCUAUCGGGCUCUCCUUUUAGCAGAUUUACUCUGAGGUAACGUACUGCUAGCUUGAUUAUUAGACAUCAAACCACCUUCUUGGAACGCCUUCUCUCAUGUAGAAACUAAUAAUAUUGGUUGUUAUAUUAUCUGUAUUAUGGGAACAGCAGGUUCUGACACAAACUUUGAACCAGAACCCUUCUGAUGGCCAUUUCUAUGGCAACACGGAAUUAUUUACAGGGAGCUUAACUUGGUUUCAGUACUUAACUCAGUACAACUACAGCACAAACUAUAGGUGAUGACGAUGAAAGUAAACUUGUUAAAGUUCGAUGGUCACGUACUGUAUGUAUGUGAUUCUGCAGGUACAUUUUGGGACAGUUGCACAAACUCUUUGUCAUGUAUCAAUGAAUCCCUCCUCCCUCCUCCCCGGAAUUCUUAAUUUUAUAUGUGUACUGUAUUUUUUAAAUUAUUUUUGUACACUUAACGGUAUGCUUGUGUGUAAGUUUCCUUUUACUUGUGUGUUUUAAGAGUUUAUGAUUGUGUCAAAACGUUUACGCCGAAAUAGUAUGAAAGUUUACAAGACAAAAAAACGUGUUGAUGUUGACGGUGUUGUUUUCGAUGGGUUGUUGUGAAUUCGUUGUAAAUCAGGUACAGUAUGAGAGCUAUAACAAUGAAGGGAAGGCACGUGUCUGAGCCUUUGGGGUGAAUCGUUUUCAUUUCUUUUGUUCUGUCUCGCUCUCUCUCUCUCUCGGUCUCUCUCUCUCUCUCUCUCUCUCUCUCUCUCUCUCUCUCUCUCUCUCUCUCUCUCUCCCCCCCUUCUUCACUUCUCUUUCUCACUUUUUGUCUCACAUCCUUGUAUGACCGUCUCUCUGCCUCUUUCAUUCUGUUACCCCUCUAUUUCCCAUUUCUGGCUUUUCCUAUUGACCUAUUCCUUCUUAUAUUUUUAUAUUCUCUCUCUCUCUAUCUCUUUCUCUCUCCGUCUUUUGUUCGUUCCCUCCCUCUCCUUUCUGUUUCCAAGCUCCAGACAUUCAGUGUUUACGAAGCGGGUGAACCUUCUAUUCCUUGUCAUUAUUAUUGUACAAAAAAGUGUUUUUCUUUCCUUUCAUCGUGGCAACAACUAAAUAAUAGAAAAAAAAAGAAUUGUCUUGCCAAACAUCCUGCAAGUAUUAGAGCAAAGAAUACAAUUAUAUAAGUCUACAAUACAUGUUGUGUGAUAUUCUUUGUGACUCAAUACUGUCCAGUAAAAGAAGACGAAAAAAAAAGAAUUGGGACGUUCUUAUCUAAUGUUGUACCGUACAAUGUUGUACUGUUGCAAUCCUGUGUACAAAGUUAAAAUCUUGCAAGUGAUGUCUACAGAAACCGUUCAAUAAAACAAAAAAACAUGAUAAUGGUGAAUCGUUCAAGGGAAAAAAAGUUACAAGCAUAAAAAAGAUACAAAAGCAUAACAAGAGGAACAGAAGACAAUGUAUUAUACAUUUUGAAUAAACCUUUCAUUUGUUAGAUGGUUGUUAUGGUAUUUUUGUGA